This is a messenger RNA of Penaeus monodon (black tiger shrimp), 1437 nucleotides long. RefSeq lists its product as uncharacterized. The transcript is spliced from 8 exons. NCBI's taxonomy places the organism in Eukaryota, Metazoa, Arthropoda, Malacostraca, Decapoda, Penaeidae. The record is from RefSeq and is a predicted model, not a curated record. Bases 1 to 1437 code for a protein of 478 amino acids.
AUGACGCAAUGGCGUGAGCGGAGGAAACAAGCCAAGAGAGACACAGUUGGAUGUGCUCCUGUUUCCAAGGAGGAGUCAGCACCGGUUGCCUCGCCGCCGACAAUGGCGACGGCGAUAUGCCUGCACAUGGGAGCAGUUAUUACUUUUCUCAUCGUAUGUGUGUCCGCUAGAUUCCUUCACAGUGCAGAAAAAUCGGAGUUCCGGGAAGAUGAGGAGCGCGUUGUCGGCACCGUGCUCGAGGCGGCGUCGCAACCAACGUGUUCGCUUUUGCUCUUUACCGAUGGAACUCAGCCCUCUGGCAACGUGGCCAAGAUCAUCCAGCAAACGAGACCACCCUGUGGCGUGGGGGUCUUUCAGAUUUCUGAGCCAAACCAAAGCCAAUUUAUACAAGUCGUCACAGAAGCUCGCAAGGUGAGGUCACUUUUAAUGUCAGGCGGAAGAAUACUGAAUCUAAACCUUGUGCACUUUUGUCUUCAAGACUGCUUGAAAGACUGCCUAAGCGUUGCACUCUCGCGGCAGAUGCGCAUCGCCUCGCGCUGUGCGAGCGUCGUGGUGGUCAGCAGGAGCGAGGCCUUCUUGGCCCGCUUCGCCGCGUCGUCCCUGCGCGGCCGCCUGCUGGUAUGGGAAACGAGGCUCCUGCUGGUGACUCAGCUGAACACUGCGGUUCUUCGGGCACUCUUGCGGGAACAUUGGAAUUUCGCCAUGAUGAACAGCGCCGCUCUCAACCUGGAGGAGCAGCAAGGGAGGAGGAGCUUCCACGGCGCCAGAGUGAACUUGACGGCGCUUCCGUGGCCGCCCAACUGGGAGGAGGAGACGCUCACAGGCUCUCCCGGCGGUGCGCAAGUCACUCGCUAUUCGGGAACGGACUACUUCGCCAUGGAGACUCUGGCCGACAUUCUCAACUUCAGUAUUAAUCUCAUCCCGACCAAUGACUUUGUAGAGGUCACCAACAAGGUUGAAGAACGAACCGCCUUCAUAACGGGCCUGACCUACGCAAUCAUACCCAAACGCCUGGAGCGCCACGACUUCAUCCUGGCCUACGAUUUCUUCUACAGCACCUUCAGCAUGGCCACGCCCAGCAUCGAGACCCACUGGCAGAGCUUGUUCCGGCCGCUCUCGCUUCAGGUGUGGGCGGCUGUCGCGUCCAGCCUGUUCGUCGUGUCUGUGGCGGUGAGACUGAUGUGUUGUGUUACAGAAGAAAUUUCGGUGACCACAAGCCACGCAUUCCAGGAGCUUUUCAAGAUCCUCUUAGGACAGGACCUCGGCCAGCGCUUCGCCAGGACCCUUACUGGGCGUAUGGUCUUCGGGGCGUGGCUCGUCUUCGCCCUGGUCGUCGGCUCAGCGUACCGAGGCAACCUAACGGCGUCCCUCACACUGCCCGUGCGCCCGUCCAGGCCAGAAACCCUUCGGGAAAUUGUCGAGGUGGCCGACGGGUAG